Durusdinium trenchii is the source of this 972-nucleotide messenger RNA. NCBI's taxonomy places the organism in Eukaryota, Dinophyceae, Suessiales, Symbiodiniaceae. The record is from the annotation of a GenBank genome assembly.
AUGGCUGCGCGCGCGCCACGCGCGUGUUCCAGCUCCGGAAUCCCUGGACUCCAUGGCUUGCUCCUGCAGGGCAUGGUGGAGCCCCGCGAGAGCGACUUCAUCACGGUGCCAAUGCCGUCGCUGGAGCAUCAGGCCCAGCUGGAAGAGCAGGGUGAAGUGAAAGAUCCGGCGCUCUUGGCGAGCCGUGGAACACUUCGCUGGGCAGAGAUCCGCUUCAAGAGUGUUGAGCAGGCCCGGCGGCGAGCUGCCAUCCUCUUCUUGUGUAGCUGGAGCGCGCUACACCGAGAGGCCGUUCCUUUCGUGCCCAAGUCCAUGAUUCAGAACGUGGAGGUCGGCGCUGCGGUGCUCCGCUUUUGGAAGGUCUAUGGGCUGACUUGGGGCAUUGGAGAGAAGACCUCCUCACAUAAACUGAGGAGCUUAGCCCUGAAGCACAGCUCACAGAUGGUCUGCCUGAACGGCCGUGAGACCUGGUCCUUUGUGAUGAGGCAAGAAUGGCUUGGCAUGGAUCGUACCGGCCCGUCGCUUUCGGAGAAGCCUCGCACAGUGAAGGAGGUCUUCGCUGGAAACAAAUGGGGAGUCAGCUCGAGUGGCCUGACGGGAGCAGGAAGCCCGAUCACCCUGCGGGGGGCGCGGGGCAGCUAUCGAGGGGCCGCUGGCACAGUCCUGCCGCCCCUGCCGCCAACAAGGCCCAACUCGGCCAGGACUCCGACGAGCUACACCGGUUCCCCAGGCUCCAGCUAUUGCUCUUCCCCGCGCGGCCACGCGCAGCUCAGGGCCUACGAGGAGCAGAAGCGCUGGGGCGACGCGGUCCAAGACGCCAUCGCGAGGAGCCCGGUGGCGUCGCCACCGAGGCCGCCUCGGACGGCCAGGACGCCCAGGAGAUCAAGAGAAUCCAGAGGAUCUAGGCCACACACUGAACCAGGUAGUCGCAAUGAAAGCCCUCGGCUGAAUCGAAAAGAGCGGGCAUCCUAG